AUCGAGCCUGGAGAUCGCUCUUCCUCUUCCUCACGCAAGCAGACUUCGGCACCUCACAGCUUAUACCUUUCGUUUGUUACCGGUUUAUUUAAUACAGCUCAAUGGCCUCCACGGGCAGCAGAAAGCGGGUGAUGAUUGAGUCGCCCAAAUCAUCAACCGUCAGCUACGCGAACCCGUUAUCUACACCUUCGCGCAAGGCUCAGCAAGAUGUACAAGUCAGCCCUGGGAAAUCAGACAGAAAAGUUCUACUGGUGUCUACCCCGUCUUUUAGGAAUCACGGUGUAGCCAAUUGCAGUUUGUUUUCCGAUCGCAAACUGGCAGUUGCCGUUUCACCCACUCGCGCCAAGUCACCGUCGAGACCAGCAGUCGCGGUCUCGCCUUCAAAACUUCGAGAGCCUCAUAACGCUCAUUCUUUACUGAAGAUAAAGCCACAGCGGGAUAAUCAGCUUGCAAUGGCAAACUCGGCAAAGAAGACAAAAGAAGCUGAGGUUUCGAUGAUGACCCCGUCGAGAUCAGCACUCGGUAAACCCCAGCGACUCUUUCCUGCGUCGGCUUCGAGAAAUCGUGAAGGUCUUUUGUGCAUGAGUGAGAGUAGGGAGACUCAAAGGCGAGGUGGGGUAGUCAGACGGAAUGGUUUAUCACCACCUCGAUUGGGUGGGAAUCUGGAUAGAUCCACUGAGCUGCCGGUUGGUCUUAAGUCUCCCGCUCGUCGGCUUAACUCGAGCGUGAUAUCAAAGUCUGCAAGAAAAUCUCCGAGUAACAAGUCUUCUGUGUUUUUGUCUUCUGUCUCUCUUUCACCUCCCAAAAUGGCUCCUCUUUCUGCCUCUCGAGCAACAGAUCGACGGACUAUCAAUUCCUCGCCGACGAGAGCGGCGCGGUCGAAUGGAGGUCAGAAAAAUGAUGAAAACAGAAUGACGCCAGCGAGGAAUCUCGACACUCCAACCAAGAAACAUGAGAAAGGCACCUUGGACGUUAUCUCGGAAGCAGAUACAAAGAAAGACCACGACUCUGCUAGUACGGCACUGCUUGAGCAGGCAUAUGACAGACUGAAUAUUCAGGAUCAAAGCUCAGCAUCGACGCGAAAGGAGCUGGAGGAAGAUGGAACAAAGAACGAAGACUCUGUCAGGCAUCGAUCUACAGCCAGAGAUGUUACCACAAAGGUUCCGAUCAAACCUCCACACAUGACAGCUUCAAUCUCGAAAGAUAGCUCUACAUCCAAAGCCUCGGGAACCCGAAAGCCAGUGGGAUCAUCGCUACCACGAAUGGUGGUGAAUAGGCAGACUUCUGUGAAGCCCAAAGCGGGAGACUCAAAACCUCAGUCGGCCAAAACUACUGAACCUCUCUCUGGCGUCACGGCUUACCUUGAUAUUCGAACCGAUGAGGGCGACGACGCGUCGGCGACUUUCAAGUCUAUGCUUUGCAAACUGGGUGCUAAGGUCGUGAGACAGCCUUCGCGGUCAGUCACUCAUAUCGUAUUUAAGAGAGGUAGUCCAAAGACGCUACACACAGCUCAGGAGAUGAAUUUAAGCUGCUUAUCGAUCUCAUGGAUCAUUGAGUGCAAUAAGCAACAGAAGCGGAUCCCUGAGUCUGAUUUUGUUGUCGAAGCUGAGGCUGGAGCGAAGUAUAAGCAUCACAGACGCCGAAAAUCCCUGGAACCGAAGGCGCUACCAGUAACUCCACAGAAGAAAGUCCUACAACAGAAAGCUGAGCCGAGUUCCGACCCUAUUACUACCAGUGCCAACGUGAGUUCGCUCAGCACACCACCUGCAGAGCUCGCCCAUCAAUCAGCUCAUCGCGUGCCUCUACAUAGUCCGUCUCACACGCCGAGGAUUAGCAGUCCUUUGGCCAAGAAAUGCUGGAAGCCUGAGGAUUUGGAGGGCUAGGAUCACCUAAAAUGCUUUCAUGAUACACUGAAUCAGGAUCAAAGUGGUGCGGAGAUGAGUUUAAGGCGUAAAGGAUAGCGAGAUUUGGCAAUUUGAUUAUGGGAUAUGUUUGGGCGUUGAUAUGCUGUUGGGUGCAGCGGCCGAGGACAUUGUUUCUGAUGAGAAAGUGAUUUAAAUAUAAGUCGAUG
Messenger RNA from Myxozyma melibiosi, 2071 nucleotides. RefSeq lists its product as uncharacterized. The record is from RefSeq and is a predicted model, not a curated record. The coding region runs from base 102 to 1883 and encodes 593 amino acids. The transcript is spliced from 3 exons. Lineage: Eukaryota; Fungi; Ascomycota; Lipomycetes; Lipomycetales; Lipomycetaceae.